CGAUUCGCAACGAUAACGAUAGACAAAUUUGUUGUCGCGUUGUCACAAAAAAAAGGAAGAAAACUCCUGCAAAAAGAGUUUUUCUGGGUAUUUCACGAGGUUCUCUUGGAAAUCAAGGGCAGGGAAAGGCUAUAGCAAGCAGAUAAAAUAUGGGCAAGAAGGAGGAAAAGUCACAGCAGGGCGAGGAGCUGGUAAAGGUCAACAAGUGGGAUGGAUCCGCGGUAAAGCACGCCCUCGAUGAUGCGGUAAAAACCUGCCUCCUUGGCGAUCGUCCCCAGCUGAAGGAGCAAUUCGGCCUGGUCAACACCCGUUUGGCCCUCUGCGCCCUGGCCGUGUCCGUGGCCAUAAUGGCCCAUGCGUGGGACUUCACCCACCCCUUCCCGGAAUCCCGUCCAGUGCUCCUGUUCAGCGUUCUCGCCUACUUUGCCCUCCUGGGCAUUCUGACCCUGCACUCCAGUUUCCGCGAGAAGGGCACCUUUGCGGUGGCCCUGCAAAAGGACAAGGAGCGGGAGCGCCUGUGGGAGGCCAGCUCCGAUAUGCGCAAGUACGACGACAAGUACCUGCUGACCCUCAGUGUUCGCGACUCGAAAAAUGGCAAGAGGCGCGAGCAGAGCAGCAACAAGUCCUGCGCCGCCUUCAUCGAUCAGAAUGGCAUUGUUCUGGACAACCUGGUGGCCAACGAGGUCAACCGCCUGUUCAACGCCUUGGCCGCCGACAAAAAGAGCGCAGGCCCCCUUGUUUCUAAUUAAACCAAAUUCCCCACUUAUGUCUCAUUAAACUGUAGCUUUUGUGCUUAACAUAAAUGUCUGAAUCUGAUAGUAACUUUACCAUUGAUUUGUGGCUUAUUUGGAACUGCUUAGUAAAAAAAAAUCCAUAAGUUAAGAAAGCGAGAAUUCCGGUGGCGGCGGAGAAAAAGGAGCUUUGCCUAAAAUCCGGGGGCGAUGUCGAAGCCUCCACCAGACUCACAUUUAAACAGAAGAUAAACAGCAAAAUUAACUUAAAUGCAUUUUGAAGAAUAUAAUAAUAUUUAUUUUA
This is a messenger RNA of Drosophila santomea, 1035 nucleotides long. RefSeq names its product signal peptidase complex subunit 2 (gene Spase25). The transcript has 3 exons. The coding region runs from base 150 to 749 and encodes 199 amino acids. The record is from RefSeq and is a predicted model, not a curated record. Gene Ontology annotation, cellular component: membrane; signal peptidase complex. Lineage: Eukaryota; Metazoa; Arthropoda; Insecta; Diptera; Drosophilidae. Gene Ontology annotation, biological process: protein targeting to ER.